Messenger RNA from Panicum virgatum (switchgrass), 2305 nucleotides. RefSeq names its product L-type lectin-domain containing receptor kinase SIT1-like. Bases 98 to 2107 code for a protein of 669 amino acids. Gene Ontology annotation, cellular component: plasma membrane. The transcript has a single exon. The record is from RefSeq and is a predicted model, not a curated record. Lineage: Eukaryota; Viridiplantae; Streptophyta; Magnoliopsida; Poales; Poaceae. Gene Ontology annotation, biological process: protein phosphorylation. Gene Ontology annotation, molecular function: carbohydrate binding; protein kinase activity; ATP binding.
UGUGGGGGUUACCAUGUACACUUGCAUCUCCGAUUCCCCGGCCGUUAGUCGGAUAGGGCGUCACAAUCCAAAGCAAUAGCCAGAACCUAGAGCAACCAUGCACCUUGUACUACUACACCUCCUCCUCCACCUCGUUGUCACGCGGUGCUCCGGCGACGACGACCAGUUCGUCUACUCGGGCUUCGCCGGCGCGAGGCUGUCGACGGACGGCGUCGCGGCGAUCACGCCGGACGGCAUGCUCGAGCUGACCAACGGGACGCUCCAGCGCAAGGGGCACGCGUUCCACCCGUCGCCGGUGCGCCUGCUCCGCGGUGGCGGGGCGGCCGCGCGCGCGCGGUCCUUCUCCACCUCCUUCGUGUUCGGCAUCCUGUCCGACCACGCCGGGCUCAGCGCCCACGGCAUGGCGUUCGUGGUCGCCGCCGGCACCGACUUCUCCGCCGCCCUGCCCAGCGGGUACCUGGGCCUCCUCAACGUCACGAGCGACGGGGACCCCCGCAACCGCCUCCUCGCCAUCGAGCUCGACACCAUGCAGAACGACGAGUUCCGCGACAUCAACGACAACCACGUCGGCGUCGACGUCAACAGCCUCCACUCGGCGCAGUCCAACUCCGCCGGCUUCUAUGACGACCAGGACGGCGCCGGCGGCGAGCUCCGCUUCCGCAACCUGACCCUCAUCAGCGGCGAGGCCAUGCGGGUCUGGGUGGACUACGACGCCGAGGCCGCACGGAUCGACGUCACCAUGGCUCCGCUCGGCGUGCCCAAGCCUUCGCGGCCACUGGUGUCAGCCAGGAGCAACCUCUCGACUGUUGUCGCGGCUGACUCGGCCUUCGUCGGCUUCUCCGCGGCGACCGGCGGGACCCUGAGAUCGAGGCACUACGUUCUUGGCUGGAGCUUCAGCAUGGACCGUCCUGCGCCGGCGAUCGACGUCGGCAAGCUACCCAAGCUGCCUCGCGCUGCCAGCAAGGACCGGUCGAGGAUCCUGGAGAUCGUCCUGCCGGUAGCAACCGCGGCCUUCCUCGUCGCCGCCGCCGCGGCCAUCUUCCUUGAGGUGAGGAGACACCGGAGGUACGCCGAGGUGCACGAGGACUGGGAGCUCGAGUUCGGCCCGCACAGGUUCUCGUACAAGGAUUUGUUCCAUGCCACGGGAGGCUUCAAGGACUCGAACCUUCUCGGCAUCGGAGGGUUCGGAAGGGUGUACAGGGGGGCGCUCCCGAUCUCCAGGACAGAGAUCGCAGUCAAGCGGGUGUCGCACGAGUCCCAGCAGGGCAUCAAGGAGUUCAUCGCCGAGGUCGUCUGCCUCGGCCGCCUGCAGCACCGGAACCUCGUGCAGCUGCUCGGGUACUGCCGGCGCAGAGGGGAGCUUCUGCUGGUGUACGACUUCAUGCCCAACUGGAGCCUCGACAAGUACCUGCACGCUCGAGAAGAGGGGCAGCAUCUCCGCGCUCCACAGCUGGACUGGGCCUUGAGGAUCCGGAUCAUCAAAGGCGUGGCAUCAGGCUUGCUGUACCUUCACGAGGACUGGGAGAAAGUGGUCGUCCACCGAGACAUCAAGGCGAGCAACAUCCUCCUCGACGGCGAGAUGAAUGGCCGGCUCGGCGACUUCGGCCUCGCGAGGCUCUACGACCACGGAUCCCAACCCAAGACCACCCAUGUGGUCGGCACCAUCGGCUACAUAGCCCCGGAGCUCGGGCGCACGGGCAGAGCGUCGCCUCGCACCGACAUCUUCGCCUUUGGCAUCUUCGUCCUGGAGGUGGUUUGUGGGCAGAGGCCCAUCAUCUCGGUCGCGCAAGAUGAUGGCGAGGUCUUGCUGGUGGACUGGGUGCUCCAUCACUGGCAGAGCGGGUCACUCUCGGAGGCAGUGGACGCCAGGCUCCAAGGAGACGUCGACAUUGGCGAGGCCUCCGUGGUGCUCAAGUUAGGGCUGCUUUGUGCACACCCGUUCGUCGACGCCAGACCCAGCAUUAGACAAGUCACUCAGUACCUUGAUGGAGAGGUAGCAUUGCCGGAGCUUCAGCCAACCUACCAGAUACCAUCCACCUACGAUACGUCAACGCACGAAUCAAAGGGAAGCAACCGGAGCAUAUCAAGCCUUUCAGGGGGGAGAUAACUUGCUUGUUAUGCGUGUAGUUUAUCUGAUACUGAUGAUCAUAAUUAAGAGCUGCUGUAAGAAUAUGUGUGUAUGAAGCUAACAAGGCAGUGCACCAAAGGCAUAACAAAAAAUUGUACAGAUUAUAAUGCGAGUGAAGCAAAUGGGCAUAGUGAUGAAAUGGAGUGCAGCCUUUUGGCCUAGCUCACUUUUACAAUA